Molecule: messenger RNA, 1258 nt
Organism: Emiliania huxleyi CCMP1516
Lineage: Eukaryota; Haptophyta; Isochrysidales; Noelaerhabdaceae
Product: putative histone acetyltransferase
Exons: 5
Coding region: 16-999 (327 amino acids)
Biological process (GO): regulation of DNA-templated transcription
Molecular function (GO): histone acetyltransferase activity
Source: RefSeq, a predicted model, not a curated record
CGCGCCACGCGAAAGAUGAAGCGGCGGAUCGACGACAUGAAUGCGCUGCAGGCCGGCGCGUCGCACGACGAGGCGCUCGAGAAGGAGCACGAGGAGUCGACAAAGGUCAAGAACAUCCAGACGGUCGAGAUCGGCCGCUUCGAGGUGGACACGUGGUACUUUUCGCCCUUCCCCGACGAGUACGCGCAGCAGCGCAAGCUCUACAUCUGCGAGUUCACGCUCAAGUACAUGAAGCGGCGCAGCACCUACCUUGCGCACUGCGAGCGCGAGCAGUCACGCCAGCCGCCCGGCCAGCUCAUUUACCGCUGCGACGCGCCGCCGCUGCGGCGCGAGUGCCUCGCGGCGGGCAUGGAGCAGCCGAAGCAGCUGUCCGUCUUCGAGAUCAACGGCUCCGACUCGAAGGUGUACUGCCAGUGCCUCUGCCUGCUCGCAAAGCUCUUCCUCGACCACAAGACCCUCUACUACGACGUGGACCCCUUCCUCUUUUACGUGCUCUGCGAGGUUGGCGCCGACGGCGGCCACCGGAUCGCGGGCUACUUCUCCAAGGAGAAGACGUCGAGCGAGCACAACAACAUCGCGUGCAUCCUCGUCCUCCCGCAGCACCAGCGCAAGGGCUACUCCAAGCUCCUCAUCGACUGCGCCUACCAGAUCUCGAUCCGCGAGGCCAAAGUCGGCUCGCCCGAGAAGCCGCUCUCGGACCUCGGGCUGCUCUCCUUCCGCUCCUACUGGACGCAGAUCCUGCUGCAGACGCUGAGCGACCACCGCGGCAACCUCUCCGUCAAGGAGAUCUCGAUGAUGACCUCCAUCACCACGGACGACAUCAUCUCGACCCUCCAGUCGCUCAACCUGAUCAAGUACUGGAAGGGGCAGCACGUCAUCUCCGUCUCGCCAAAGAUUGUCGACGAGCACCUCAAGCUCCACCCGCCCGGCACCUCUUUGCGCUGCGACCCGUCCAAGCUCACCUGGCAGCCGCCCGCCGAAGACGCCCUCGACAAGUGAGGCUGAAGUGAGGUGUGCUCGGGGUGCGCGGCUCCGCUCUGGGGCAGCGCGCAUGCAGUGUUCACUUUGUCCAUGACCGGGGGGCGGCGGCUUGCGCGCCCACGCUUGCGCGCUACCGGUGUACCACGCGGCGUGUCGGAGGGCACUUGUAUUCAUAGGCUAGCGUUUGGGGGCUAGAGUGGGGUGACGCAGGGCGUCGACAUACGUAACGUACGCGAUACGGGGAGGUGGGUGUCCUCGUACUGGGUUGUGGGGGCUU